AUUUUCUAUUAACCGCAGGACAUUGUGCCUAUCCCUAUAAUGAUACCUCACCAAAAUUGUUUUAUCGUCAUUAUGGUAAUUUGCCUUUUUUAAUUGGAGCAAUGGAGAGUUAUUCGGUCACACCAAUUGAUGUUGCUUUGGCAAAUCCGAAAUAUGUAGAGUAUUUUAUUAUAGGAAGCAUAGAAAUAAUUAGUACUAAUGUUCAUAUAUGUAAGUCGGGGUUUUCAACCGGUAUUACUUGUGGUUAUGUGAAAUCACUUUAUGCAGCCACUAUAUCUGAAGACGGUCUUAGAAUAGGUGGUUUAAUAACAACUGUAUACUCUUAUCUCGGUGACAGUGGCGGAUCUAUGUUUCAAUUCAGUUACAGUAAUUAUUCGAUACCUUUCGUAUAUGCAGUCGGUAUACUUUCAGGAGGUAAUCACAACUCAUACGAAGCUACGACAUAUUGUGAACCAAUAAGAACAGCUUUUGCAUAUGGUUACAUUCUUGUUCAUUAUCCACACUAA
Molecule: messenger RNA, 506 nt
Organism: Racocetra persica
Lineage: Eukaryota; Fungi; Glomeromycota; Glomeromycetes; Diversisporales; Gigasporaceae
Source: the annotation of a GenBank genome assembly